GUAGUAGUAGUAAGUAGUAACCCUCUUCAAUGGAACCGCAUGUUCUCAGUUACAACAAUAAUGGCAAUGGCAACUGCAAUGGUGACUUUGAUAUCAUUGCUUGGUUUGAAGACUUGUCCAAGAACGCUGCUUCUGUUCAGAUUCAGACAUUGUGCCGGAUUUUGAAGCUGAAUCAUGGGGUGGAAUACCUGAAGAAAUGGUUGGGGAGCUACAAUAUCCCUGAGAUGGAUGCAUGUGCAUUGGAAUCUCUUUUUACUUCUGCUGUUCCCCUUGCUUCACAUGCAGAUUUUGAGCCAUAUAUCGAAAAAAUUGCAGAUGGAGACACAGGUCCUUUACUCACGCAACAACCCAUAACCACUCUUUCCUUAAGUUCUGGAACCACAGAGGGAAGGCAAAAAUUCGUACCCUUUACCCGCCAUAGUGCUCAAACUACCCUUCAAACUUUCACUUUAGCAGCAGCCUAUAGAUCAAGGGUUUAUCCCACAAGGGAAGGAGGAAGGAUUCUUGAAUUCAUAUAUAGUAGCAAGCAAUUCAAAACAAAAGGAGGCUUAACAGUUGGAACAGCCACAACACACUACUAUGCAAGUGAAGAAUUCAAAACUAAACAAGAGAAAACUAAAUCAUUCACUUGCAGUCCCUACGAAGUUAUUUCUGGUGGGGACUAUGCACAAUCCACGUACUGUCACCUCCUUCUAGGCCUCUUCUUCUCUGACCAUGUGGAGUUUAUUUCCUCAGCUUUUGUCUACGGCAUAGUGCAAGCGUUUCGCAGCUUCGAAGAAAUUUGGAGAGACAUUUGCAAUGACAUUAGAGAUGGUACUUUGAGUUCAAGAAUCGAGUUACCCAAAAUGAGAGAGGCUGUUCUGAAAAUCAUAUCUUCAAACCCUUCUUUGGCUUCAAAAUUAGAAGCAGCUUGCCAGGAGCUCGAAUUGGUGGAAUGGUUUGGUUUGGUUCCCAAACUUUGGCCUAAUGCUAAGUUCAUAUAUUCCAUUAUGACUGGUUCUAUGCAACCCUAUUUGAAAAAACUUAGGCAUUAUGCAAAUGGGUUGCCACUAGUAAGUGCUGACUAUGGUUCAACUGAGAGUUGGAUUGGGGUUAAUGUGGAUCCUAGUUUGCCUCCGGAGAAAGUAACGUUUGCUGUAGUUCCCACGUUCUCUUAUUUUGAGUUCAUACCACUUUACAGACAGAAACAAGAUUGUUGUUCAGCUGUUUCCGAUGAUUUCAUGGAAGACAAGCCAAUCCCACUAUCCCAAGUUAAAGUCGGACAAGAGUACGAAAUAUUGCUAACAACUUUCACCGGGCUGUAUAGGUGCAGACUAGGAGAUGUGGUGGAAGUGGCUGGUUUUCACAAUGGGACCCCAAAAUUGAACUUUAUAUGCAGAAGAAAACUAAUUCUAACUGUUAAUAUAGACAAGAAUACAGAGAAAGACCUUCAAAUAGUGGUAGAGAAAGGGUCACAGCUGCUAAACAAGGCCAAAGCUGAGCUUGUUGAUUUUACUAGCCAUGCAGAUGUGUCAAACCAACCAGGAUGCUAUGUCAUUUUCUGGGAGAUCAAAGGAGAAGCUGAGGAGAAGGUACUUGAGGAAUGCUGCAGGGAAAUGGAUGCAGCUUUUGUUGACCAUGGCUAUGUGGUAGCAAGGAAAACCAGUUCCAUAGGGCCAUUGAAGCUUUGCAUUGUAGAGAGAGGAACUUUCAAGAAGAUUUUGGAUUAUUUCGUAGCAAAUGGUGCAGCACUGGGCCAGUUCAAGACCCCUAGGUGCACUAACAACCCGGUCCUCCUCAAAAUUCUUAGUGCAUGCACCAUCAAAACGUUUCGCAGCACUGCUUACAGUUCAAUCCAAUCAUGAUGCAUCAUUGUUGGUUUUCUUAUUUUCAGAAUUUUCAUUUCGUUUUCAAUUUAUGAACAAGAACGAAGUAAUUAAGUUCAGGGCAGGUUACUUGGUAAAACAUCUUUAAAAGGUAUUUAAAAAAACUUAUAAAAAUGGUUUAUAUCCUUCUUUAGUUAUAAUAUUUUUAAACUUAUUUUAAAAAGUAUAAGAAAACUUAUUAAAAUAAGUCUUUUUAACUUGCUUUUUAUAAACUUUCAUUUAACAAAAACUUACUAUGUACAAACAUGUUCUUAAUUUGUU
Messenger RNA from Abrus precatorius (Indian licorice), 2126 nucleotides. RefSeq names its product indole-3-acetic acid-amido synthetase GH3.10-like. Gene Ontology annotation, cellular component: cytoplasm. Lineage: Eukaryota; Viridiplantae; Streptophyta; Magnoliopsida; Fabales; Fabaceae. Bases 30 to 1844 code for a protein of 604 amino acids. The record is from RefSeq and is a predicted model, not a curated record. The transcript is spliced from 4 exons. Gene Ontology annotation, molecular function: acid-amino acid ligase activity.